AUGGCUGAUGAGUUAGAGGAGCUAUGGAAAAAACUAACAUUUACGGAGGAAGAAGACACGGGUAUAGAGUUGGAUAGCAGUAGCACAAGUGCUGCAAGGAAGAUUGGGAAGUAUUGUGCUAUAAUGAAGAUCCUAUCCCAAAGAAGCAUAAAUAUAGAUGCACUAAGGAAGAAUUUAAGAAUGCUGUGGAAACUGAAUAAAGGGGUGCAAAUUUCUGAAUUGGAGGAGGAUUUAUACCUGGUGGAGUUCGGAGAUGAGAAGGACAAAAGGAAAGUGUUGGAUAUGUGCCCUUGGAGUUAUGAAAAGCAAUUAGUACUGAUUCAAGAGUUCGACGGGAAGUUGACACCGAAGGAGAUUGAAGUAAAAUGGGCCCCCUUUUGGGUCCAGAUCUACAACCUGCCUUUGAACAGUAGGACGAGAGAGACAGGCUGGGCUAUUGGGUCGUGUUUAGGGGCGGUGAUUGAUGUGGAUGUUUCAGAAUCUGGAGUGCAGUGGGGUAAGUGCCUCCGAGUUAGAGUACGAGUUGAUGUUACUAAGCGAUUGGUACGAGGGAAGAGAAUCACAACAGAAGGAGACGAGCCUAAAUGGGUCAAUUUUAAAUACGAGAGAUUGCCCAAUUUCUGUUACAGGUGUGGGCUUCUCAACCAUUCCCUAAAAGAAUGCAGUGAAGGGCAAGCUCAAGGUGAUAAAGAGGGAGCAAGCUAG
Molecule: messenger RNA, 705 nt
Organism: Quercus robur (English oak)
Lineage: Eukaryota; Viridiplantae; Streptophyta; Magnoliopsida; Fagales; Fagaceae
Exons: 1
Coding region: 1-705 (234 amino acids)
Source: RefSeq, a predicted model, not a curated record